CCAGUCAUACCGGUAAACAUGCAUGUUUAUUACGAGCGCUACGUAAUUACAAAGAAUUUAUGAUAAUAUUGAGCCAUACGCAAUAUAUAUAUUAUACAAAAGAAUAUUGUUAAUGUUAAUAUGCCUGGAUACUCUGUUCCAAAUUGCAACAAAAGAGGUGGUCACGAAUUUCCAAGGGAUACUCGCUUAAAAAGAAAAUGGAUUUUAGCUAUAAAACGAAGUUCAAACAGUCCAAGUGGGAAGCUAUGGAAUCCAAAAGAACGUUCUGUUGUAUGCUGCAGCCAUUUUCUUCCUUCUGAUUACAAACCAAAGGUAUGUCCAGCCAUGAAGAGAGCUAUUUUAAAAGAUACUGCUGUUCCAUCUGUUUUUUCUUUUAAUAAAGAAGUAAAGAAAAGAACCACAAAAACAUCAAGGAAAGCAACAUGUUUUAAAGAUGAUGAAGUAAUUAACUUUGAUAGUUUUAUCAGGCUACAGGAGACCAUUGUAGAAAAUGAAUGUGCUGUCCAAGAAGAAAUUGAACCGCCUGUUGUAAAAUCUUAUGUUGAUGCACAAGUUCAAUGCUCUCUUCCUACUAAAGAUAAAAGAAAUACCAAUAUUAGUACAAGAUACAUGAGUAUGGAGAUGUUACAGCAUGACAGCAAUGCUGUCCAGGAUUUGAUGAUUUUGAACAUUUUUCUUUCUUCUUUCAAUGCCUUGGUCCAGCAGCCAAUAAUCUAAAGUACCAGUCAUCCUUAAUGUCACCUCAAGAGCAAUUGUUUGUAACAUUAAUGAAGCUACGUCAGGCACAAGACAACAAAGCAAUUGCUAUACUAUACAACAUUAGUGAAAAUACAGUUUCAAAGAUAUUUCGUACAUGGUAAACUUCAUGUAUUUUCAACUCAAGGAAAUCGAUACAUGACCAUCUAAUGAUAAUGUGAAGAAGUACUUACCCAGAAGCAAUGUUAAAGCCAAAUUUCCUACAACUAGAGUUAUUCUGGAUGCUACAGAAAUCCCAAUAGAGAAGCCAACUAACAUUAAUGUGCAAAGUUAUACAUUUUCGUCGUAUAAAAACAGAAACACCUUGAAGAUAAUGAUUGGCAUAACCCCUAAUGGCUUAGUAUCUCACAUAUCCCCUGCUUAUGGAGGAUCUGUCAGUGAUCGCCAAAUUAUUGAAUGUUCUGAUUUGUAUGUGAAUGCCAAGCAGUAUUUUGAACCAGGGAACAGCAUCAUGGCAGACCGAGGGAUAAUAGUACAAGAUCUAUUUGCGGCACAUGAUGUUUUUGUGAAUACACCAGCAAUGUUGAAAGGAAAACAUCAGUUAGAUUAUAAAGAUGCUGUAAAAGACAGAAGAAUUGCCUCUGAGCGUAUUCAUGUAGAGCGUGUGAUUGUGUCUGGCUUAAGUAAAACGUAUAAAAUUUUGACACAACCUCUUUCGCAUCCAAUUGCUUCCAUUGGGAUCUCGUAUUGUUAUUAUUUGUUUUUCAAUUUCCAACUUUCGAAGAAAUAUUAUUAACUAAAAUAUGUACAAUAUUA
Ciona intestinalis (vase tunicate) is the source of this 1512-nucleotide messenger RNA. RefSeq lists its product as uncharacterized. Lineage: Eukaryota; Metazoa; Chordata; Ascidiacea; Phlebobranchia; Cionidae. The record is from RefSeq and is a predicted model, not a curated record.